AUGGCCCGCCUUCUCUCCGUGUGCCUCUUGGCCGUGGCUUUCGGCUGCCUCUUCGCCCCGGCUUUCAUCCCAGCCGCCCCGCGCAGCGACCGCCUUUCUGCAGCGGCAGGCGCUGCCGUCCUGGCGACUGUGCCGGCUGGAGCUGAGGCCUUCGUUUACAAGGGCAAGGAGUACUUCGACGUCUUCUACGGCAUCGACCCCUUGGCCUGGGCCUUUUGCGGCUUCAGCAUCGUGUACUUCGGCGCGGUCUUGAAGAACGCAGCCCAGAAGUACAACAUCUCCCCGGACAAGACGCCACCAAAGGUCGGUGGCUUCGUGGGCAAGGAGGUCGAGAACGGGGAGCCCAGCUACAUGGACCCAUCCAUCAAGCAGGGCCCCUACUAG
Molecule: messenger RNA, 384 nt
Organism: Symbiodinium natans
Lineage: Eukaryota; Dinophyceae; Suessiales; Symbiodiniaceae
Source: the annotation of a GenBank genome assembly